Molecule: messenger RNA, 234 nt
Organism: Cooperia oncophora
Lineage: Eukaryota; Metazoa; Nematoda; Chromadorea; Rhabditida; Trichostrongylidae
Source: the annotation of a GenBank genome assembly
AUGGCACGCCGCGAGGAACUGGAACCGCUCAGAAACUACGGAUUCGAUGCAGCAUUUGCUGAGCAAAUUGAUUUCUGUGGAAUCGGUGUAAUUAGAUAUCUCGGAAUCAAAAAUCUACUAUGGAUCUCAACCACACCGCUAAUGGAUGCAGUCAGCUAUAACUUGGGUCAGUUGAAUAGAUUAUCGGAGCAUCUCUGCUGCUUGUGUUCUUCCAGCUAUUCGAGCAUCUCGUAG